Ectocarpus siliculosus is the source of this 5862-nucleotide messenger RNA. NCBI's taxonomy places the organism in Eukaryota, Phaeophyceae, Ectocarpales, Ectocarpaceae. The record is from the annotation of a GenBank genome assembly.
AUGCUGCGGGUCCAAGUUCGCCCUAAACCUCGUCUUCCAGCUACUCCUCCGGCCGAGGCAGAGAUCACGGCGGCAGCGGCGCCGGCGGCGGCACCCGUGGCGAACGGCGGGGGGGGUGGUAGGUUAGCGGGGGCGGCGGGCGGAACGGCAACGAGAUCCGGAGCUGGCCGGUUGCGACGGGCGGCGGACGCGGGUGCUGAUGGGUCGGGCGCGGAGGGGCAGCAGGGUGAAUCCCUCCGAGACAUCCAGUCACGCCUACAGCAGGUGGACACUCUCUCUGCCAAGAUCGACACUGCCAUGAUGGCAGCGGAGGACCGGUUACCGGCGGUCGGAGGGAUGGCGUUGACGAGGGAUGUUGACUGUCGUCGUCGUCGGGUGCCGACGGCACGCCUUCAGCAGCACUUGACGGAUGUCCAGCGCCACUCCCGCCAGCGCGGAGUCAGAAAAAGCGACUCCCGGCCACCAGAAGACCAACAAAACAACGCGGCUACCGCCGCCGCCGCCGGUGCGUCAGCGGCACCGGCGGCUCCCAAUCCUUCCGCCACCAGAUCGGUCGACCGAAAAUCGGGGGGUGGAGGUGGUAGACAGGGCGGCGGGGGCAGGAAUAGCGAAGGCGGUGCUGGGAGCAGUAGCCGAAAACGGAAGGUACCAGAAAAUGGCACCGUUGGUGCUGCCGCCGCGGGUGCUUCGGCCGGCAACGCCAGGGGUGUGAACCCACCUUCCGGAUCGGGUAGUGGCAGCAGCAUUGGUACCGGCAUCGCUAGCAUCAAGAGCACCGCUGCUGCUCAGGCGGGAGCGCGCAGAAUAAACGGGACCCAGCAUCACCAGGUUAAGAAGCGAGAGGACUCAAAGGGGACUGCGAUGGCAGGGGCGGCUGCUGGUGCGGUGCAGGCGAAGGCGGAGGUGGCUAGGACAUGGGAGGAGUGUGUCGACGAGGGAGAAGCAUUCGUGACGGCGAUGCUGGCAAGCGUCGUGCGAAGCUUAGCGGAAGGUCCUAAAACAGAGACCGAGCUGGAUCAGUCCGUUCGUUCCGACAUGGACGCCGGUCGGGCAGCCGCCGGCCUUCCCGUGGCCAACUGGUCGGAGUCUCACAUGGUGAACGUCCGGCUGGUGGUUGACGUGCUGAUCGCACUCGGGCUGGUGAAGUCGGACUAUAACACGGUGGAGCAGUCGGCCGGGUGGCCGAUGGACGUGCACCCUCCCAGCGAGAGCCACGGCGGCGCGCCGGCGCCGUGCUUCUGCUCGUCGGUGAUGCGGCGUGCCAUGGCGCGGCACACCAAGAUGGCGACCCCGGCCGUGCCGGCCGCGUUGCCAUCGCUCACCGCGUCUUUCCCGAUCGACCCGUUUCAACUCGGCAUACCGUGGAACCCGGGGUCGGGCGGGGGCGGCGGCGGCGGUAGUGGCGGCAGGUACGACGGCGGCGGGGUGUCGGCCGCGACCUCCGCGAAUCGCUCGCCCGUAGGCGGCGGCAACAACGCGGCGGUUUACGGCGUGCCGGGCCAGGUUGGGGCGCCUUCGACGGUGGUCGCGCGGGCGGCGGCGAUGCAAGGGGGGCGGCUUACGGGCGGAGGGGGGGCGUUGUCCCCGAAGAGGGAGAUCGAGGCCGGCGGCGGCGCGGGGUUGCCGGGGAGGUUGCUGGUUGAGCCCGCGGCGCCGGUGGCCGCCGCCGCCGCGGCUUACUCGGCCGCGGCGUGGUGCGGACACGGGAGCACGGCAGAUCGUCCCGGUUACAGUCGGCGGGCGGGGGGACUCAGCGGCGCGGUGUUUGGUGCCGGAUCAUCAUCGGCCAAGGAGGGUCCUAGCGUCAGCUGGCAACAGCAGCAGCGGACCGGGCGCGGCGAGACGGUGGCGGCGGUGGCGGCGGCGGCGGCGGCGGAGGCGUUGCCGUCGAUGCUGUCUCCUGCCUCUUCGUCAUUGGCGAUUGAAGGAACAAUACCCGGAAACCACGGCAGCACAACAGGAGGCACCGAUUCGUCAGGAGGAGACGGGCCAAGGCAAGCGGUGCUGUCGGGACCCUCCCCCGCCACCACCAGCGUCGCCUGGCACCCUUCCGCAGGAGUGCCGUCUACGGGGCCCCCCUCUUCCGGUCCGCCUCAUGGGACGAUUCCGCGAGCCCCCCCGCCCACGCCGCUCUUGUCGACGACGACGCCCCCGCGAACAACCAAUACGGCAGUGUCUGUGGGUGGGGUUGGGGUUGGUUCAGGGCCAGCGACGGUUGCUGUGAGUGCGGGGUGGGAGGCGCGUUCCCGUGCCGUGGAAGGCUUGCCGGACCCCUUGUCCUUGACGGGGCUCACCUUCGAAGGCGUAUUUUCUCCGUCUCAGGAGCGUCAGAAACUAGCGCCGCUGUUGAACAUGUCCGGCGGAGGCGACGGCACCGCCACCCGUAGCCACUCCCUUUCUUCUCCGACGACCUCCACAUUUUCGGUCGGCACCCUUGGCGUGCCGUCGCCGGCCCCGUCUCCGUCCAACCUAUCGGCCAUCGCGGGCUCCAACGACACCACCGCCGCCGCCGCCGCCGGCAACAGCACCGCUAUGGAGCUCGGCGUGGUGGACGCUGGGAGCGGCGUCAAUGCGUUCGCCCGGUCGCCGGGGGGGGGGGGCACGGCGGCGGCGGUAGCGGCAGCGACGCCGCAGCUUGCUUCCACUUCUGGUGGGGGGGAGGGGAGCGCUGCUUCCGAUGCGGGCGGGGCGGCAAAUAUUUCAGACAGUAGCAGCGUGGGCGGAGGAGGGGUGACGCAGCAAGCCGCCGCGGCCGCUGGAAGCGGGCUUGGCGUGGCUGCCUCCGCCGCCGCGAACGCUGCGAUGGUGGUGGCCGCGAGAGGGACUGGAGCGUCGGUGUCACCGGGGGUUCCGCUGGAUGUUGUGGCACUCGGGGAGCACCUGUCGGACGAGGCGAAAGCUCUAGCCGAGGAGGGCCUGUUCGACCUGGUGCGAGACGCGUGGGGCAGCGAAGCGUCGGAGCGCGCGCACUGUUACGUGGAGGAAGAGGCGGUGCCAUCCCUGCCGGUUGACGGGCGAGCCUUCGCUUUGGCCGUGGAGGGCCGGCUGGAACCGGGGGGGGAGGUGGAGACCACGUACGGGAAGGCCGCGGUCGAGAUGCUGCACCUGUGGCUCCACCUCAAGAGCGACAACUGGGUACGGUGGCGAGAGACGCAAGACCGCCGGGGUGCCGUGGACCCGUCCACUGCCGUCGCCGCCGCCGCCGCCGCCGCCGCCGCCGCCGCCGCCGCUGCCGCUCCAGACGCAGCCCGUUCCUCUUCUGCGGCUGCCGCCGCCGCCGCCGCCGCCGCCUCCGGCAGCGAUAAUAGAGACGGUUAUUCAGCGGCAGCCAUAACUCGCGGGAUAGGCAACAAUGCCUCCGGCGCGCAGCCGCUGAGGAGAGCCGGGGGGGGUGGGGCUCGAACCCCGGUCAGAAGAACGUCCUCCGUCACCCGGGGCGGGAAUCGGUCUCGAGGGUCCGCGGGGGCGGCGGGUUCUAAGUCCGGGAAGAACGGCGGGGUUUCCUCCAAGCAGAAGGCGGGGUUUUCUUCGGGGGAGAAGGGGGCGGGGUCGGACGGCGAGGGCGGGGAAGGGCCGGCGGCGGCGGGCGGAGCGAGCGUUGUUGCGACCAGGAUAAAGCGCGUGAGGUAUCGGUUGGACGGGGAGCACGAUCGGGUGUUGGCGAACUGGGAGGAGCCCGCUCGGAAGGCCCUGCAGCUGGAGCUAGACGCCGCACGCCUGGCCCUCUGCGAGGAGGCGGUGCUUCGAGACCUUCUCCGCCGGUGCGGGAUCGCGCUGCCUCCGGGGUAUGCCCGCGCGGACGCCGUCAACAAGCUCCGCGGCGGCGGCGGAGGCAAGAAGGGGGGGGGUCCACCCCCGACGCAUCCAUCCGCGGUGCCCCCAGAAGUCGGCGGCGGCGGCGCGGCCGCCGCCGCCGCCGCUGCUACUGCGGGUGCGGCGGGUGCGGGGGCUACUGCAGCGGCGCCUGGAUCGAGCGGCAGGAGGGGCAGCGGGAGCGGCGGGAGUCGAGGGCCGUCGCGGUCUAGGGGGGGUAGGGGGAGCCGGGGGAGCACGCGGAGGGGUUCCGUGUCGGGGUCGUCGAAGCAAAGGGGUCGGGGAGCGAAGAGGCGGAAGAGCGAGGGCUCGAUGGAGGCUCGCGGAGAAAGACAGAUUGGUCGAUGCUCACGCCCUCCAUCCGCCGACCACCUUCUCUGCUGCUGGGGUCGCACGACCCUCGAAAACUCGGCGAUGGGGGAGGCGAUGGAUCGGCCGCCGGUUCGGCGGGGGGAGAGUCGAGCGGGUCCUCUCUGCGGGGGAAUAAGAGAAAAUCGUUCAGUUCCUCGGGGUCUCUGGCGGUGGCGGUUGACGAGGCGGCUACUGCUGCUGCAGCGCACGCAGGCGGGGCGGACGAUAACGGCGGACCCGAGCGGGGGCUCACACCCCUUGCCGUCCCCGUCGGGAAGAGGCGACACGCUCCGCGCUUCCGCCUUUCCGGCGACUCCGGCUCCCGCGCCAGCGCCGGCGGCGACGGCAGCGCCGCCGCCGCCGCUGUCGCCGCUCCCGACCACCGCUACCGCCGCCGCCGCGGUUAGCGGUAACCAACCCCCACCAGCCCAACAGGCGGCUUCCUCCUUGGCGGGUGGUACCCCCGUAGGCAGCGGCGGCGGCGGCGGCGGUGGCGGUGGUGGUGGUGGAGCUCCCGGUGUUAACGUCAUGGUGCCCACCGUGCCCGCCGUGCCAGCGGUGGCAGCGGCAGCGGGGGCGGCGGCGGCGGCUGGGCCGUUGCCCUUCGGCCACGCGGCGCCGACGAUGCCGCCGGCCGCGCCUCCGGGGAUCGGCCUUGUGGAGCCGGGCGUAGGCAGCAUCAACAGCAACGUCUACGGGGGCGGGUCGGUGGCGGAGGGCGUCAUGUCCUCGGCAUCACUCCUCCCCGGGGUGCCGAUCACGGCGACGGCGGUGCCCCCGUCCGCGGCCGCCGCCGCUGCGGGAUCGGCAGCGGGCACGGAGGCGGCACGAUGCGGCGGCGGCGGCGGUGGCGACGCGUCUUCUCCGCAAAACCUGCGGAUUACUGUCUCUUCUUCCCAGGACGCCGUGGCUCCGCCUGCCGCCGCUGCCGCCAGCGGGACCGUCACGCCCGCGCGGGGCGCCGGGGCUGCUGCUGUAGCGGGGGGCAACAGCAGCAGCGAUCACGGGACCGGUGACGCCGCGGGGAGCGCGGACGGGUCUAGGCUCGAGAGGGCGUCGAGUUCCGCUUCGGGGAUCAUGCCGUCCGAGAUCAUCGCGCCAACGUUCCGCAUCGUGGUCGAUGCGGCGGCGGCCCGCGGAGGUGAGGGAGCGGCGGCAGCAGCGGGUCCUGUCGCGGCGAAGACGGCCGGUGCCGGCGGGGGCGGGGAGGGGAGGCGGGGCGAGAGCGGGGAUAGCAGCGACGAGGACACGGACGACGAAGCUUUCGCACACCGACACACGGAGCACCUUGCGCGAAUGAAGGCCAAGAUUGAGGCAGCGAGACGAGCCCGUGAGCUAGCGAGCCCCCGACCGCACACCAAGAAACGCACAUCCUCCUUUGCGGGGGGUAGGUCUACCCCGAGGUCGUCAUCGCAUGGCGGCAGCAGCGGUGGCGGCAGCGGUAGCGGUAGCGGCGGUGGCGGUGGAUGGGCCGCGGUUGCCGGGGCGAACUCUAGAGGGGCGGCCGGGAGGCGGGCGGCGGCGGCCAGGACGAAGGCGCGCUCUGGAUCGGAGUCCGGGAGCAGGAGCAGCACGGGGGGCGGCAGCGGCGGCGGCGGCGGUGGUGGGUGGGGCGUCGGUUCCCUCGAGGUCAGCUGCUCCUCCACCUCCUUCUCCAUUAGCGCUACCUACUCCGGACGCCUCCGUCGCCGUGGGUGA